AUGGCGCAAGAACCUCUUACACCCUUUGGCAAUGCCCUGGCUGGUGCCCUUGGAGGUGUCUUCUCCAAUGCCGUCAUCUACCCGCUCGAUACUGUGAAGACCCGCAUCCAAGCUGGCACACAAGAAGCAGAGAAAGGCAAAAAAGCGGUUUCGAAGUCGAGUGGAGAUGUGACUGUCAGGAAGGGGGCUGGCAUGCUCGAGGGUGUAGUCACAAUUGCUCGAUCGAAGGAGGGCGUGGCUGGUCUGUACAAAGGCUUUGGCGCCAGCAUGGUCAACACCUUCUCCACUCAAUUUGCCUACUUCUACUGGUACAGCGUCGUGCGUACUCUUUACAUCAACCGGCUCACAAAGACUGGAGCCGCCGCAGCAGCAGCAGGAGCUGCUGUUCAGCUCAGCACAGCCAUCGAGCUUCUGCUCGGCGCAGUAGCGGGCGGUCUGGCACAAAUUUUCACCAUUCCUGUUGCCGUCAUUGCGACACGUCAGCAGCUAGGAGGAGGCACACCCAAGCCCAGUGUGUCUGGCAGACCAGCCGGCGCUGGGCCAGAGCCUGCUCAGAGCGGGGUCGCAAAGGCCGCAUCAAAAGUGGUGGAGGAUGAGAGCUUUCUGGGCGUCGCGAAAGACAUUCUGAGGGAAGACGGCAUCACUGGCCUCUGGCGUGGUCUGAAGCCCAGUCUGGUGCUCACUGUGAACCCUGCCAUCACGUACGGAGUCUACGAGCGUGUCAAAAAUGUAAUCCUCGCUGCAAGUGCAGACGGAAAGAUGACACCCGGCAAGAGCUUCCUGAUCGGGGCUCUCUCUAAGACGCUUGCGACGGUUGUUACAUUCCCAUACAUUCUGUCAAAGAUUCGUCUUCAAGCAAGAAACACACCGUACACUGGCGCUCUUGAUUGCUUGGCCAAGAUUGCCAAGGAGAAGGGCAUCACUGGAUGGUAUCAGGGCAUGCAAGCACAAAUCACAAAGGCUGUUCUUGCGCAAGCUCUCCUGUUCUACUUCCGAGACUAUUUCGAGGUGUGGGCGCGCAAGCUGCUUCAAAAGCAGUGA
Messenger RNA from Ceraceosorus guamensis, 1041 nucleotides. RefSeq names its product mitochondrial carrier. The record is from RefSeq and is a predicted model, not a curated record. The transcript has 8 exons. Bases 1 to 1041 code for a protein of 346 amino acids. NCBI's taxonomy places the organism in Eukaryota, Fungi, Basidiomycota, Exobasidiomycetes, Ceraceosorales, Ceraceosoraceae. Gene Ontology annotation, biological process: transmembrane transport.